GCAAGCCUUGCGAAACAUUUACGAUUUGAUAAGGCCCGAAGGUGGUGAUUGCCUGCUGUCUUUUGCCCCCUAUAUACCCACUGUGGAUAUUUAUGAAGCCCUUAAAGAUUCAUCCACUUGGGCGCCAUAUCUUGGCCACACAAAUUAUUUCAAUGGUCCCUUGCAGCGAAUUGAAGAAUUCGCCUUGGUUAAAUUACUACAGGAUAUUGGUUUCUAUAAUGUCCAUGUCCAGAUGACCUAUGAUGUUUACAUUUAUGAAACUCCCCAGGAAUUUUCAGAUCACAUGGCUGCCAGUAGUUUUUUCCUGAAACACAUUCCCCCCUCCAUGCAUGAAAAAUUGAUGGUCGAUUUCUUGGAGGUAGCUCGAAGACUGGGCUGUCGAGCAUCCAGUGCCUGCGGAAGAAAAUGUAAAUUUUCCUUUAAUUUCACCAAUGCUGUGGUAUAUGCCAAAAAAAUGCCCCAAAGAAUAUAG
Musca vetustissima is the source of this 472-nucleotide messenger RNA. Its product is annotated as juvenile hormone acid O-methyltransferase-like. The record is from RefSeq and is a predicted model, not a curated record. NCBI's taxonomy places the organism in Eukaryota, Metazoa, Arthropoda, Insecta, Diptera, Muscidae. The transcript has 2 exons. The annotation marks the transcript as partial.